CGUUUCUAAAAUACCAGGAAGACAGGUGGAUUGGCCCGGGGUGGGAGCGCCCCCUGAGAGCGCUAGGCGCUUGUAAGGCAAAGUAGGCGGUAGGUGGCGCGGGAAAGCGAGGAGUGAACGCGCGUCCCGCCUUAGUGGGCCCCAGGGGCCCCCACCUCGACGAGCCCUCCACUUCCACUUCUGUCCGCGUCUGCGUCUCCACCCGGACACUCACUCCUCACUUGCUUGGGGUGCAAGGCGGCCGGCGCCACCCAUCUGCGCGCUGCGUGGGAAGGGAAGGACGACAGCACUCCCGGACCUCCUGCCCCGGGUCCGGAAGCGCGGAAGACCAAGUCAACGGUCCAGCCGGUGUCCCGCGUCCCGGCCGUCAAGAUGGGGGAGUCAACCGAAGACAUCGACCAAAUGUUCAGCAAUCUGCUGGGAGAAAUGGACCUUCUGACCCAGAGUUUAGGAGUGGACACUCUCCCUCCUCCUGAUCCUAAGCCAGCCAGAACGGAAUUCAACUACAGUGUGGGUUUCAAAGAUCUCAAUGAGUCCUUAAAUGCACUAGAAGACCAAGAUCUAGAUGCCCUCAUGGCCGACCUGGUAGCCGACAUCCAAGAAGCCGAGCAGAAAACAAUCCAAGCACAAAAACAGUCCUCACAAGGUCCCCAUCCUUCACCCUCCUCAGCGGCGCCGAGCUUCGGGGGCGCUGCCUCUCAUGGUCAUGGAGCAGUUGUCACCAUGACCGCCGCCAGCCGCAGUGACUAUGAGGAUGAUCUACCUCCGCCCCCAGCUGAUCCUGUGUUAGACCUACCACUGCCGCCACCCCCUCCAGAACCCCUCUCUCCAGAAGAGGAAGAAGCCCGGGCCAAAGCAGAUAAAAUUAAGCUGGCCCUGGAAAAACUGAAGGAAGCCAAAGUUAAGAAGCUCGUGGUCAAAGUGCACAUGAAUGAUAACAGCACCAAGUCGCUGAUGGUGGAUGAACGGCAGCUGGCCCGGGAUGUCCUGGACAACCUUUUUGAGAAAACUCACUGUGACUGUGGUGUGGACUGGUGUCUGUAUGAGACAUACCCGGAGCUACAGAUCGAGAGGUUUUUUGAAGACCACGAAAAUGUUGUUGAAGUCCUAUCCGACUGGACAAGAGACACCGAAAACAAAGUACUGUUUUUGGAGAAAGAGGAAAAAUACGCUGUGUUUAAGAACCCCCAGAAUUUCUACCUGAAUAACAGAGGGAAAAAAGAAAGCAAGGAGAGCCAGGAGAAAAUGAAUGCCAAGAACAAGGAGUCCUUGUUGGAGGAAAGCUUCUGCGGAACGUCUGUGAUUGUUCCGGAGCUCGAAGGAGCUCUGUAUCUGAAGGAAGACGGGAAGAAGUCCUGGAAACGGCGCUAUUUUCUCCUGCGGGCUUCUGGGAUUUACUACGUGCCCAAAGGGAAGACUAAGACGUCUCGUGAUCUCGCCUGCUUCAUACAGUUUGAGAAUGUCAACAUUUACUACGGGACUCAGUGCAGAGCCAGGUACAAAGCACCCACCGACUAUUGCUUUGUUUUAAAGCAUCCCCAGAUCCAGAAGGAGUCUCAGUACAUCAAGUACCUCUGCUGUGAUGAUGCACGAAUUCUCAACCAGUGGGUCAUGGGCAUCAGGAUUGCCAAGUACGGCAAGACACUCUACGACAACUAUCAGCGGGCAGUGGCAAGGGCUGGGCUUGCCUCCCGGUGGACAUCCAUGGGGACCAUCCCUGCAGCGACAGCCACCCAGCCUCCCACAGGACCUAAAGCAGGUGCCUCCCAGCCCAACGGUCAGAUCCCCCAGGCAGCACACUGCAUCAGUACCAUUCUCGAGGAAGCCCAGCAUCAUGCUGAAGCAAGCAAGGACAGGAAGCCAGCCGUGGGGAUCCAGAACCCCGGCACGCCCAGGGUGGCCCCCAAAUCGCACCUGCCACCGCCGCCUCCGCCCGUGCGGCGCUCCUCAGAGCCGGCCAGCGGUCACAGCGGCGGCAGUCCAGCCAUGGUGCCCAAGGCUGCUGCGCCGGGCCACGACGACGGCUACGAAGACGACAGCUGCAACGACCACGGCCACGCCAGCGACGGCGGAGACUACAACGAGGACUUCCUGCCGCCACCAUCGCCAAUCCCGUUUUUGGAUGAGUUGCCAGACUUCCUGCCGCCGCCCCCACCUCCACCGCCGCCAGACGUGGGCGAUGCGCCCCCAGACUUCGUGCCGCCGCCACCGCCGCCACCGCCAGUCAACAACGUGGGUUCCGCGCUGCCUCCACCUCCUCCGCCACCACCGACCACCGCGAAGACGGCCGGACCGCCCCCCAUAAGCACCAAGAAGCCCCCAGCGCCCCCAAAGAGGGCAGAGCAGCCGAGGGCCGGAGGCGGAGAGCAGGAGUUUAUGGCCGACCUGAUGAAAGCCCUGCAGAAAAAGAGGGGCCACGUGUCCUAGGCGUUGGGGCCGGCUGGGUGGGCUCUGUGUCCAUGCCGAACCCCCAGUGUGGACUGCUGGUAGCCCCGACGGGACGGAGGUGACACUGUUGUCCCCAAAUACAGCUGUCCUCCCCCAUUGUGUCCCCAGUGUGCAUAGCCCUCUGUCCCGUUUAGAUUCCUCCCUGCCCUCAAAGCCAUGUAUCUUCCCUCCCUGGGCUACUCCAGCGACAUUGUAAGUUCUUCUAUGAUUGUAUUCAGAGGCCUAGCAUUGGAAUAAUAAAAAAUUUUUUUUCCUGAA
Messenger RNA from Ochotona curzoniae (black-lipped pika), 2706 nucleotides. It is a transcript of the gene APBB1IP, whose product is annotated as amyloid beta precursor protein binding family B member 1 interacting protein. Gene Ontology annotation, cellular component: cytosol; plasma membrane. Gene Ontology annotation, biological process: signal transduction. Lineage: Eukaryota; Metazoa; Chordata; Mammalia; Lagomorpha; Ochotonidae. The record is from RefSeq and is a predicted model, not a curated record. The transcript is spliced from 14 exons. The coding region runs from base 373 to 2427 and encodes 684 amino acids.